CAGCGAUUUCCAGGUUGACUAAACGACUGUCGAUGUAUCGUUCGAAACAGCACAACAGUGGCCACCCGUUAUCUGAGAAUAUAGUCGAUAUUUUUUCUGGGGGAAAAAGUAUACUUGGAAAGUAGUAUACAUGAUUUGGGUUUAUUGGAAGAAAUGUCAUUUUGGUGUUUGAAUGGCAAUUUCACGCAGAAAAUAUUCACUUUCGCUAACGACUCCCUUUCAUCGCGAACUGUCUCCAGUAGCUAGCCUGCCAGCUAGCCGACUGCCGUGCACAGCUGUUUGCUUAUGGAGAAAAUUGGACAAAGCUUUCGGAUGCGGGACUCUGGUGAACUGAAUGUUUAAUUUGCCUGUUAGUACGAUUAAUUAAGUCAAGUAGUUAGCAAGCUAACUAGAGAAAAAAAGAUAACUAGUUAACUAGAAGAGAGUGUGUGGAUCGAAGCAAACUGGCGAAAGUGCACCAGGAUCCGAAGAAAUUCCCUAUGCCAGUGAUGGCAAACGAGCCGAUAAUUUUGAACGUCUAUGAUAUGCUCACCACACAACAUAACCACUGCUGGCUCCAGCCAGGAUGAGCGGUUUUAGGAUGGCAAACAUCAUGGCAAACCUGCGCUGUCUUCUGGUGUCCCCUGAAGCUUGGGUACUGUCUUGUGUGGGUGGGGAGCUGCCGCAGCAUCUCAGAUUGUACUGGAUCAACGAGUUCACCACCAAUCUGGGAAUUGGCGUCUUUCACUCAGGGAUCGAGAUCUACGGCAGAGAGUUUGCCUAUGGAGGACACCCAUAUCCAUUUUCAGGGAUAUUCGAGAUAACGCCAGGGGAUGCCACAGAACUCGGGGAGACAUUCAAAUUCAAAGAAGCCAUUGUUCUGGGCAGCACAGACUUCACAGAGGAGGAUGUGGAGCGCAUCAUGGAGGAGCUGGGGAAAGAGUACAAGGGAAACGCCUACCACCUCAUGCACAAGAACUGUAACCACUUCUCCUCAGCCCUGUCGGAGAUCCUGUGUGGCAGGGAGAUCCCGCGCUGGGUGAACCGGCUGGCCUACUUCAGCUCCUGUGUGCCCUUCCUGCAGAGCUGCCUUCCCAAGGAGUGGCUGACCCCGGCCGCCCUGCAGUCCAGUGUCAGCCAGGAACUCCAGGGGGAGCUGGAGGAGGCAGAGGACGCCUCCGCCUCUCUGGCCUCCAUGAGCUCCAUGCCUUCCCCCUCCCUCUCCUCUCCUUCUCCCUCCAGGCUGCCCAGAGUUCCCCGACAUCAGCCACGCCGAUAGGACUAGUCUCAGGGUUCACCAUCGCCUUCAGUGACAGGCUCCGGCAGGGCCCCCCCACAUGGACAGGCUUACUGUACUGUACACCACUCUGCCAAUAGACACUACCCCAAACCCAACCCACCCCCUACCCACCGCCCCUGCCUACUGCGCUCCUGAUGAGACUUGCCAUCCACCAGCUGCAUUGAAGUCCCGCCUACACUGACUUGACUGGCAGCCUUGAGGUAAUGGCUACAGGCUCAGAGUACUGUUGUUUUACACAUAGAAAAACAACAUUCAGAUCAUGUUUUGUGUCAUUUCUUCAUUUUCUUGGCCUUUAUUUUAUAUACUCAGGACUCUAAAAAAAAUAUUUUAUAUGUUUUGCUUCUUUUGCUUUUCUGACACUUUUCUGAUCACUCUAUAUAGCAUUUUUAAUCCUCUUUUGUUUACAACCUGUUUGUGUGUGUGUUUUACGAUUACCGAGAAGCUACCACCUGGGCCAAACUCCUCCACACUUUUCUUAAAACACACACAGCUGAUGUCUACCCCCGUGGCAGCUGUGCCUGAAGAUUUUUACUGUACCUGCUCGUUGAGCUCUGCACUGUUUCUCUAUAGUUGACCUGUUUCUCUCUUUGUGAAGCAGCGGACUCCUUCUUAACCUACAAUAACUAACUUACUUUAGAUGUUUUCCACUGUUUUUAGAGUCUUCUGUGUAACUGAAAAGAUUUGUAUCCCAUUUUAAAGUUAUUAAAGAAAAUAUAUGACGUA
Salmo salar (Atlantic salmon) is the source of this 2002-nucleotide messenger RNA. It is a transcript of the gene desi2, whose product is annotated as desumoylating isopeptidase 2. NCBI's taxonomy places the organism in Eukaryota, Metazoa, Chordata, Actinopteri, Salmoniformes, Salmonidae. Gene Ontology annotation, molecular function: deubiquitinase activity. The record is from RefSeq and is a predicted model, not a curated record. Gene Ontology annotation, biological process: protein deubiquitination.